Messenger RNA from Orcinus orca (killer whale), 4627 nucleotides. It is a transcript of the gene ENOX2, whose product is annotated as ecto-NOX disulfide-thiol exchanger 2. The coding region runs from base 1382 to 3214 and encodes 610 amino acids. NCBI's taxonomy places the organism in Eukaryota, Metazoa, Chordata, Mammalia, Artiodactyla, Delphinidae. The transcript has 15 exons. Gene Ontology annotation, cellular component: external side of plasma membrane; plasma membrane. Gene Ontology annotation, molecular function: RNA binding; protein-disulfide reductase activity. The record is from RefSeq and is a predicted model, not a curated record. Gene Ontology annotation, biological process: ultradian rhythm.
CACGGUAGGAUACAACGUGAAACAGUUCCCUGAAGAGUGUCACGAUGUUCCUAGUACAAUAUUCAGGUAUAGUAUGUUUUAUUUUACCUGAAAUUUUCCUUUUGUUUCAAAGUGCAUUCCUCUCUUAUUUUGCCUCCAGUUCAACUGUACUGAAGGACAAAUAAGGUUCUAAUGAGCUAAACAAAAUAGCUGCAUAAAAUAUGCCUGCCCCUAGCUAUAAUGUUUGUGGCAGAUUGCUAUGUAAAAUCUGGGUUCUCUGUUAAAUUGGUAGUCCCGAUCCCUUAAUUGUGCAUGCUUCUCUGCUGUAUUCUUGUAUUGAAUUUCUCAAGUCUUAUGUCUGCAACUGGUAGUACGUGAUAUAGCCUAGAGUGUUCGCACAGAAGACAGUGCUUUGGAAGGAAAAAAGCAAUUUUUAAAACACUUAGUAUGUUGUGUUCCUCUUGAGUUUAUUAACUCCUGUGUUUGUUAAUUGGUUGUCUAGAUUUGAGAUAUACAGUUAAGAGUAAGUAAAUUUCAAAUAGGAAGCAUUCCAGAACACAUUUGUUUGGUAAAUUUAUUUUUAUUUCAUUAUUUAACUCAUAUUGAUGAACAUUACAUAUUAUUAUUGUUGUUUGUUCUCCUGGUAGAAAAAAAGUGCUGAAAACAGCAAGGCUAAACAUGCCAGCUCCAAACCGUCUGUAUUGUAAAAUAUCGUUGGACCAGAAGUGUUCCUUAAGUAUUCUCUUAAGCUUUCAGAAACAAUAUUGGUCCAUAAUAAUGAAGAACUUGGAGACUGAUUAAGUAUUGGUGAAUGUUGUUUGAAAGGCUUCUUAUACAGCAGUUUGAUAGAAAGGAUCCUUCCAAAUAAAAAAAACCUUAAAAAAGUUUCACUUUCUCGCUGAACAGAAGCUUAGUUUCUACAACCACAUGUUUUGAUAAGUUUGAAUAUCAUUUAUUGUCAAGGACUUACACCUCCAUUCUUGUUUUAUUGUCCUUAAAAUAUUGUGCUCCUGUGCUUAAGAGCUAAAAGAUCAUGUUCUGUUUUGAUACGUGGUUUGACAGUUGAUUUCGCUCCUCAUUAAUUGGACAGCAUGCAGAUGAUGUGGAGAAGUGAGUGAGUGAGAAUAUUUCAAGGUUACGCUGAAGAGCAUACAGUGAACCUUAGUGCCUGGACCAACAGCUGCUGAAUUGAAUUGUCUGCAAUUAAAGCAACAGCAGGGUUGAACCAGCUGCCCUUUGACCCUGCCAACAACAACGAGCCCCUGCAGUUUGGCAGUACCAGUGGCCCUCUGGUCACAGAAGGCCUCAUUGAGAAUGGAGGGGAGUCAAGCAAGAAAAGAAAGAGAACAAAUGCUCCUUCAGAAAUGACUAGAGAGCUAAAUCCACGGUUCAGGACUACACAAUGUCAAGAAAUUUUAAAUGGCUAUGGGUCUAUGAAAUAGGCAUUGCAGCUGAUAAUAGUAGAACUCUGAAUGUGGAUUCCACUGCAAUGACACUACCCAUGUCUGAUCCAACUGCAUGGGCCACAGCAAUGAAUAAUCUCGGAAUGGCACCGCUGGGAAUUGCCGGACAACCAAUUUUACCUGACUUUGAUCCUGCUCUUGGAAUGAUGACUGGAAUUCCACCAAUAACUCCAAUGAUGCCUGGCCUGGGAAUAGUACCUCCUCCAAUUCCACCAGAUAUGCCAGUAGUAAAAGAGAUCAUACACUGUAAAAGCUGCACACUCUUCCCUCCAAAUCCAAAUCUUCCACCUCCUGCAACCCGAGAACGACCACCAGGAUGCAAAACAGUAUUUGUGGGCGGCCUGCCUGAAAACGGUACAGAGCAGAUCAUCGUGGAAGUGUUUGAGCAGUGUGGAGAGAUCAUUGCUAUUCGGAAGAGCAAAAAAAACUUUUGUCACAUUCGCUUUGCUGAGGAGUACAUGGUGGACAAAGCCCUUUAUCUUUCUGGUUACCGCAUUCGCCUGGGCUCUAGCACUGACAAAAAGGACACAGGUAGACUUCAUGUUGAUUUUGCACAGGCUCGAGAUGACCUGUAUGAGUGGGAAUGCAAACAGCGUAUGCUUGCAAGAGAGGAACGCCACCGUAGAAGGAUGGAAGAAGAAAGGUUGCGCCCACCAUCCCCACCUCCAGUGGUCCACUAUUCAGAUCAUGAAUGCAGCAUUGUUGCUGAAAAACUAAAAGAUGAUUCCAAAUUCUCAGAAGCCGUGCAGACCUUGCUUACCUGGAUUGAGCGAGGAGAGGUGAACCGUCGCAGCGCCAACAACUUCUAUUCCAUGAUCCAGUCGGCCAACAGCCACGUCCGCCGCCUAGUGAAUGAGAAAGCUGCCCAUGAGAAAGACAUGGAAGAAGCAAAGGAGAAGUUCAAGCAGGCCCUUUCUGGAAUUCUCAUUCAAUUUGAGCAGAUAGUAGCUGUGUACCAUUCUGCCUCCAAACAAAAGGCUUGGGACCACUUCACAAAAGCCCAGCGUAAAAACAUCAGCGUUUGGUGUAAACAAGCUGAGGAAAUUCGCAACAUACAUAAUGAUGAAUUAAUGGGAAUCAGGCGAGAAGAAGAAAUGGAGAUGUCUGAUGAUGAAAUAGAAGAAACAACAGAAACAAAAGAAACUGAGGAAUCAGCCUUAGUAUCACAGGCAGAAGCUCUGAAAGAAGAAAAUGACAGCCUCCGUUGGCAGCUUGAUGCCUACCGGAAUGAGGUGGAACUGCUAAAGCAAGAACAAGGCAAAGCCCACAGAGAAGAUGACCCAAACAAGGAACAGCAGCUGAAACUCCUGCAGCAAGCCCUGCAAGGAAUGCAACAGCAUCUACUCAAAGUCCAAGAGGAAUACAAAAGGAAAGAAGCUGAACUUGAAAAAAUCAAAGAUGACAAGUUACAGGUGGAAAAAAUGUUGGAAAAUCUUAAAGAAAAGGAAAGCUGUGCCUCUAGACUGUGUGCAUCGAGCCAGGAUAGUGACUACCCUCUGGAGAAGACCCUGAACAGCUGUCCUAUCAAAUCUGAACGCGAAGCACUGUUAGUGGGGAUUAUCUCCACAUUCCUUCAUGUCCACCCAUUUGGAGCAAGCAUUGAAUAUAUCUGCUCCUACUUGCACCGUCUUGAUAAUAAGAUCUGUACCAGUGAUGUAGAAUGUCUCAUGAGCAGACUCCAGCAUACCUUCAAGCAGGAAAUGACUGGAGUUGGAGCCAGUCUGGAGAAGAGAUGGAAAUUCUGUGGCUUUGAGGGCUUGAAACUGACCUGAAUCCCUUUGCCUGACAACCUGGGAUCCUGAAAAUAAAUGUGUGUUGGACAAGCUUAGAAAGUGAUUUGUAUUUUCAAUGGUUUUCAAGUGGAAAUUGCUUUAAAUUUGUCAAUUCAUUCCUGGAAUAUCUUUUGACUUAAAAUAAGGAUCCUAGAGCAGCACCUCAAGCUACAGGCCCUGUAAAGAAAUUGACUCAAACCUCAAGUGCUGUAACUUCCUCCUUUUCUGUCAAUUGGUUGUCUCUUUUUAUUAGUAGUAUUUAAAAAGGCCUGAGGCUACAGAGUAUUUGGGGUGUUUUCAGUGUCUGUACUACUGUUGUAGACUUUAGUAUUUUUUAAACACUGUUAACUGAAAUGUUUUGAUGAUUUAUAUGUGAUUUGUGUUUCAGAACUUCUCUUCACAUUAAUGUUGCUACUGGUGAGAGGAAUGAGAGGAGCACUAGGGACUCCAUAACUGACAUUGUCUUUCCAAUUCCCAGUAGGCCAGUAAGUGAAUAACAUAUCAGUGUCUGCUAGAAGGUGCUUGACCAGGUUCACCUUUUAAAAGACAAAGCAUGGUUUGUGGCUUUUUACAAAAUUACUGUGAACGAAAAGUUGACAAAUGUUUCAAAGUUAUUUUCUCUAAUGUAUCAGAUAAAAGGUUUAUUUCAGAAUUUUUAAAAAACUAGAUGUAUUCACAGAAAGCAAGUGUCCAGUAUGACUGGCAUGUGUAUGUGGUAUUCAGUCACCUUGUAAAUAGCCUGCUUUUAAAGGAGGGCAUGUUUAGUUUUCUAUGAAUUAAAACACACAUGUGUGCUCACACACACACACACACACACACACACACACACAUUAGCAGAAGGGAUUUAUUUUGAUAUGCUUCCCCUCUGGUCUUCUUACAAAGUCUGGUGGUCCCUUUUCUUCUGCUGUCAGUGUGUUGAAUUGCAAACCAUGUACUGCUGUAAAUACUAUGUUUACUUCAUGCUGAAUGUCUGCAAAGAGUUGAUAUGAGUAUUAAUAGAAAAUUCCUGGUAAUGAAUAAAUAGUAGGCUAGGGUGUGUGAAGCUUUGCACAAAUAGGUCGGCUCCACCUAGAGUCCUGAGAACUGGGACUCCUGUAGUUCUGCAGUGCCCACCAGCAGAUUACAAUGGCAGAGUGUGCGUGGACCAGUCAGGAAGUCCUGGCUGAUGGAAAAGAAAUGGAAAGGAUGAGAACUGGGGACUAAUAUCCUGAGGCAGAGAUGGUCUUUUCUUCUGUGGUGUUGGUGGUGCUUGUAAUAACAUAAGCAUGCCCUCCCUUGAGUCUUGAUUGAAAAUAAGAGAAUGUACUAAGCAAAGUCAGUGAAGAGUAUUUCACAAAAAUACUUUGUAAAUCACAUGUCAGUAGUGUUCAAAGUUGUAUUUUUAAAAGAUAAAUAUUCCUUUUUUAUACCUCA